AUGGGAUUAUGUGGAAAAGUUGGUAAUAUAGAUGAAACAAAAAUUUAUGGAGUUAUGCCUUAUGUGGCUCCUGAAGUAUUAAGAGGAAAGGGUUAUACUCAAGCAGCAGAUAUCUACAGUUUUAGUAUGAUGAUGUAUUUUGUAGCAACUGGAAGACAACCUUUUGGCAAUCGUGCACAUGAUUAUGAUUUAGCAUUGGAUAUUUGCAAAGGAGUUAGACCCGAAAUAAAUGAGCUAGAAGUACCAAAAUGUUACAUUAAUUUAAUGAAAAAGUGUUGGGAUUUAAAUCCAAGCAAUAGACCAAAUAUUAUUAAAAUAGGAAUUUGCAAUUAA
Rhizophagus irregularis DAOM 181602=DAOM 197198 is the source of this 333-nucleotide messenger RNA. The record is from RefSeq and is a predicted model, not a curated record. NCBI's taxonomy places the organism in Eukaryota, Fungi, Glomeromycota, Glomeromycetes, Glomerales, Glomeraceae.